Molecule: messenger RNA, 1191 nt
Organism: Perkinsus marinus ATCC 50983
Lineage: Eukaryota; Perkinsozoa; Perkinsida; Perkinsidae
Product: Cathepsin D precursor, putative
Exons: 11
Coding region: 1-1191 (396 amino acids)
Biological process (GO): proteolysis
Molecular function (GO): aspartic-type endopeptidase activity
Source: RefSeq, a predicted model, not a curated record
AUGCGUGCCUUAUGCAGCGUGACUCACGUCACGUGGGUCGAACGAAGCCGUUUUGGCGCAAAAUAUAGAGCAGUAGCUAAAAGCACGAUCGCUGAUGUGAUCGAUGAAUUAAUGGGUGAAGUUUAUGAGUUAACAAAAGAUAGUAACAUCCUCGGACCGAGGACCUCGGUGGUUCCUCCGGCUGCGCAAUAUGCUAACUCACGCAGGAACCUACCUCACAUCCGCUGUUUAGAAGGAGGAUUUGUUUCGGAUUUGAUCGUGGACCUCGCAACUCCACCGACAGCCCUCGCUGUCACAUCGCCCGUGGCAGGCAGACCGCUGCCACCACUCAAGGCUUUAUCAGAGCCUCCUAAGCAUGUUCAUCAAAGACUGUAUCCUGAGGAAAGUGUCGCUAGCUUGAUGAGCCGAGGGCUCGGAAGUCCGCUGAUGAAAACGGAUCUGGUUAAUAACAACAACCUUCAAUACUACGGAGAGGUUCACAUCGGAGAUCCACCACAGAGAUUCCUAGCGAUAUACGAUACUGGAUCAGAGAAGCUCUGGGUACCCGGCGAACGGUGUCACAGCGAGGCUUGCAUUCAUCAUCAUAAAUUUCAUCCAGUCAAAAGCCAGACCUUCAAGCAAAGCAUUGGCGGCGAACACCGCAUGACUUAUGGCACUGGGGAGGUUCGCUUCAGAGAAGGCAAAGACACAAUUCGGCUGUGUGAUUCGAUCAGAGGUUGCUUCAACGAACGCACUAACCCUCCGCGACCAUCGGGUAGCACCAAGCCCGUCACGGCACUUACGGCCGAUAGACAGCCGUUGGGCAUGACUUCUUACCAAAGUCCCGAUCCCUUCAAGAAACUGCCUUUCGAUGGUAUUCUGGGACUACCACCUAGCGGCAACUCUGGGGAUGGUCACCAUUCGUCACUCCUUGGUGAAUGGCUCAAGGUUGCGAGCUUCUAUCUAUCUCCCGACACAGCUAUUAAAGGAUCGGUCGCGAUAGGCGGGAUCGACAGGCACCACAUUGAUCAGUCGGACAAACUACAUUGGCACAAUAUCCAUCCACCAACCGAUGCCUGGAGGGUCCGACUGGUCGACAUUGCUAUCGACGGGAAACCACUGCAUCUGUGCGGAAGUGGAUCUGAUGGUCCUGAUGGGACCUGUGAAGAUCAUGCCAAUCGAAUUCCCUUCUCUAAUAGCAGGAAAUUAUGA